AUGGAUGCAGUUUUGCUUGAUGCGUAUUUGCAUCAACAAACAUUGAGAAAUAAAACUGGUAAUAGUAUGACAACAAGCGCUAUGGAUAGCAUUCUUAAAGAAUUGAAGACUCACUUUCCGGACAAACCAAUUUCCAAAGAAAAAAUAAAAGAUCACAUGAAACACAUCAAAACAAAGUUCAAUUCUUGUUAUGACCUUUUCCACAAUGGCUUGAGUGGGUUUGGAUGGGAUUCAACAACAAAUAUGUGGAUUGCCGAAGAUGAAGUUUCGAACAAGCUAAUUGAGAAAAAACCCGAAGCUGCUGAAUGGAAAAACAAGCCAAUAUUAUUUUAUGAUAAAUUGGCCAAACUUUUUGGAAAAGAUCGACAACAGGAGAGCAUGAAGGUACAACUGCUGAAGUGA
Molecule: messenger RNA, 402 nt
Organism: Lathyrus sativus (Indian pea)
Lineage: Eukaryota; Viridiplantae; Streptophyta; Magnoliopsida; Fabales; Fabaceae
Source: the annotation of a GenBank genome assembly